This is a messenger RNA of Hypoxylon trugodes, 1219 nucleotides long. RefSeq lists its product as uncharacterized. The record is from RefSeq and is a predicted model, not a curated record. NCBI's taxonomy places the organism in Eukaryota, Fungi, Ascomycota, Sordariomycetes, Xylariales, Hypoxylaceae. The transcript has a single exon. The coding region runs from base 321 to 770 and encodes 149 amino acids.
GUCUGAUAGCUUGAAUUAUUAUAUAUAACUUUUUAACUCUCUACUAGGUAGGCAUAUUCCUGCCUAGUUUCGCCCAAAAUAACAGCUUGAUAAGUUUCCUCUUUCUUAUUGUGCACCUAGGUAGGUGUUAUACCUCAUUCAGGGGUUAUUGCUGGGUUAAUGAGGACCCCGCCCUGCACUAGAUGCUCACCAACAACCCUUCGCAGUUAACCAACACCGCCUAUUGACCUCUAAAAAAUAUACCUAGGACGUCAUUUCCAGGGCUGGGCGCUUGGUAAUACACCUAUUUUCUAAAUUUGCAACUCAUAUAGAACCUCAAAAUGCCUACCAUUCCAGACGCGUGGUACGAAGAAAAGGUCCGAGAGGAAAUUGCAACUCAAGAACAGAGCAACGCUAUGAAAUCCUUCCUUGCUGGUAAUAUAUCAGCCGACGAAGCAGCGAAGAUCCUUACGAAAGAUGCAAAUCAGGCAGCUCUCGAAGAUACGACCUCUUCUGAAAAGCUCAUCGACGAACUAUGCAACCUCUGGGGGUUUCUUAUCGAUUUUAUUCUAGAGUGGCCGAUUCUUGAAACUGUCGAUAUUUUGCAUGCUAUCAGUCAGCUUCCCCACGUCGACCGCACCGGAAAAGAUGCUUUGGGGGCUUUCUGUGAUGACAAUGGCGUAGUCGGAGAACCGAAGUUAUGGGAAGAUCUUCCUAAGUUUUGGAACUCGCUUAGUGAUACGUGGGAUUGUAAGUUGCACAGGGUAGAAGGCUUUCUGCUUGCGCGCUAAUGAUCUUACAGCUGAAGCGGCCUGGAGAGCUGAAAGGGUUAAAUCGAAUCCGGAAACAAGAGAUAGUCCAUCGUGGACUAAUAUCAACUUCUUUGCUGCGUUCGCUUUUCGAAUGGAAGGACGAUACGAACUCAUGCCACUCUUGGGGUACUGGGGAUGUCAUGUUAUUAAAGAGGCGGCAGCAGCUAAAGCUGAAACAUUCGAAGCCGAUCUUCUCGCCGCCGAGGCAUGGAUAGAUAUAGCUCCCGAUGAAUUGUAUGAUCACUACUAUAGGGAUUUUGAAGGGCAGUUCUCUGAUAAGGAAUGGCAUUCCUGGGCUGCAUUUUUCAUGAAGACAUCUCGUGAGGGUAAGUUGUCGGGGAGAGCAAGUAGAGCGGCAGCAAAUGUGGCUACGGGGAUGUGGGGAGUGUUUGAUCGAAUAGCGGGGUGUACCUUUAAUACAGAUGGCU